AUGUAUUUCGAUCGAUACGACGUACACAAAGUGUCCUAUGUCGAUUACGUUUGUGGUUGGAAUCAAAAAAUUAUGAAGUUUAUGGGGAUUUGGCCAGACGAAAGAGGAUUCGCCUAUGCGUCCAGCUACAAAGUGUUAUUCCCAAUUGGUUUGAUGUUCCUCUUUAUUUCCUUACCACAAACAACCAAUCUCUACUUUAUUUGGGGUGACUUCGACUUGAUCGUGGAGAAUCUUUCGGUGGGAAACAUGACCACCACAAUUGCUAUUUUGAAGACUGCAACUUUUUGGUCCAACGGGAGAUAUAUGAAAUUACUUCUAUCGCGCAUGGAAAAUGAUAGAAAGGAAGCUACAACGGAAGAAAACGUAAAGAAAAUGAUGAGGAUCGCUGAUAUCAGCAGGAAGAUAACAGCUGGAAGUAUCAUAAUGUGUAACAUUCUUGUCAUAACUUAUGUGAUAUUAAGAACCCUCUUGUUACCAUAUACGGGACGAUCUUUAUAUUAUCGUGGUUAUUUUCCAUACGACAGUCGUACCUUUCCAAAUUUCGAAUUGACCCUGAUUGCACAAAUUACAGCAGCAGUUUACACAGCCAAUAAUUACACAGCUGUCGAUACUUUCAUGACCAUGUUGAUGUUACACGUGUGCGGCCAAAUUUCGUGUCUCAGAAAAACAUUGACCAGGUUGUGCUCCGAAAAUAACAAUAAUUUUCGAAUCGAUCUACGAAGGAUUGUUGAAAAAUAUGAUAUGCUUAACAAAUAUGCUGAGAUAAUAGAAGACAGAUUCAAUGGCAUCUUGCUUAUCCAAAUGCUUGGAUGUACGGUACAACUCUGUGUACAAUGGUAUCAGGCGAUUUCGGCUCUUGUGGACAACGAUCAAGGUCUCUUGAUAGUCCGACUAUUCUUUUUUGCUGUAUACACGACAUACGUUAUGCUUCACAUCUAUCUAUAUUGUUACGUCGGCCAGAAACUUUUUUCCGAGGGAACAAAAAUGGCUUAUGCCGCGUACGAUUGCAGCUGGUACAACCUGUCGCCGAACGAAGCUAAAUAUCUUACUAUAAUAAUGUGUCGAGCACAAAUAUCGUCACGCAUUACAGCAGGAAAAUUUUGUACCUUCAAUCAUGAGCUUUUUGGCAAGAUUUUAAAAACAUCCAUGGGUUACUUGUCGGUCCUAUAUGCGAUGAAAACCAAAGAUAUCCAUUAA
Molecule: messenger RNA, 1197 nt
Organism: Vespula vulgaris
Lineage: Eukaryota; Metazoa; Arthropoda; Insecta; Hymenoptera; Vespidae
Product: odorant receptor 13a-like
Exons: 6
Coding region: 1-1197 (398 amino acids)
Biological process (GO): detection of chemical stimulus involved in sensory perception of smell; sensory perception of smell
Cellular component (GO): plasma membrane
Molecular function (GO): odorant binding; olfactory receptor activity
Source: RefSeq, a predicted model, not a curated record